AUGGACGACCUUAGCUUCGCAGCGUUGUGCGACGACUUUUCGCAGCAGCCGUGCGACGAUUUUUUGCAGCAGCCGUGCGACCAGCUUAGUGCGAGUCUAAUGGACCUGCUGCAGCCGCCCCUGCUUCCGCAAACGUCGCUUGACGAAUUCGACCCAUCUUUUCAAAGAAUCGACGGCUGGCCGUGGCCUGGGAACAAUCUGGACGGUCCGCAGCAGUCCUGCGAGAUGGAUUUGGAGUCCGACGCUGCAAUGGCUGCGCUGUUGGCGGAACCCGCGGUGAGAAUCCCCUGCUCCGCGCAAGUCUCCGCGCCCGGCGCGGGCGCGUCUCCGGCAACUGGAUGGCGCGCGCCCGCAGCGGUCCCCGCCGCAGCACCGAGUGCGGUUCUUCCGCCGAAGCCCGGCGCAACCGUGGCGGAAGCUUUUGCGCUGGCAGCUGCGGGCGCGGCGGGCGUGACGCAAACGGCGGAACCAACAGCCGCGCUGGCGGAAGCCGCCACUCCCCACACGGCCACGCCAGGCACUGCAAGCACAGGAAUUAGCGAUAACAGCAGUCUAGGGUCUGAAGCGGUCAUGGCGCCGCCAUCAGCGGAGUAUAUCAAUGCGGAGUUGCUUCUGACGAUGCUGCUGCUGCAGCAGCAGCGCACUAAUAACCUUGCGGGGACGGAAGGUAGCAGUCUCGCGCAGGCAAUUGUUCUCCCCACAGCGACAAUCGGCGGUGCUAACGGUCGUGAUACUGCCGGUCUGCAUGGCGGCAGUGGUGGUGGCGGUGAUGGCGGUGGCGGUGGCGGUGUCAGUGGCGCGCAGGCAGCUGUGCUUCCAGCGAACAACGACGUUACCUACAAUCGUCCUGCUGCUGCUUUGCAUGGCGGUGGUGGUGGCGGAGGCACUGGUGGUGGUGGUGGUGGUGGUGGUGGUGGUGGUGGUGGUGGUGGUGGUGGUGGUGGUGGUGGUGGUGGUGGUGGUGGUGGUGGUGGUGGUGGUGGUGGUGGUGGUGGUGGUGGUGGUGGUGGUGGUGGUGGUGGUGGUGGUGGUGGUGGUGGUGGUGGUGGUGGUGGUGGUGGCAGCAACGGCAGCGUCGCCCUGCAUCCGUUCGAUGUCAUGCUGGGGAUGGACGGGCAGGAUCUCUCGGGAGGAGCAGGAGCAGGAGGAGCAGCAAGGGCAGGGGCACCAGCAGCAGCGUCGCCAGCAGCCGCAACAGCAGCAGCAGACAUGACAACCGGAGCAGCUCAAGAGGAUGGCACUGUAUCGGAUGCUGCAGUAACGAGGCUUCUAUUGGAGUGGAUAGCGAUGCAAGACAUGAAUGCGACGGGCACAGGCCCUGGAGGGCCCCCCUUGCAGUUCCCCCACCGCCUCUCGCACCACCCUCUGCCCCAAAAUAUCAUCAGAAAUCCUUCCGCCCCUUUUUCCCCAUCCCUUCCCCCGGCCCCCGCGCCGCCCACUCCUGCCACUGUUCUUCCACGAGGCUCCCCGCGCAUUCCCCUCCCCGCUCCGCCGCCUGCGCCCCACGUCAUUUCUGGCGGAACGGGUACUGGCGGGAGUGCUGGCGGAGCGGGUACUGGCGGGAGUGCUGGCGGGGCCUGUAGUGGCGAGAUUGCUGGCGGAAGCUCUGCUGCAGCGACCAUGGCGGCGCAGCAGCUGUUCCUCGCCACUGCGUCUGUUGCGCUGGGAGGGAGGCGUGGAGGGUGGGCGGACGAGGGGGUUGCAGCUGCGGCGAGAGCAUCAGGGGUUGGAGAAGGAGCGUUGCCCUGUGUUUCUCUGUCUCUCUUGCAGGAAACUGCUGCUGGUGAUGCUGAUGAUGGCGGUGCUGCUGCUGCCGAUGCUGAUGUUGCUGCUGACGGAGUUGAUUUUGGUGUUGGUGAUAUUGUGGAUUGCACGGUUUGUGUUGCUGCGGUGGAAGGAGAGGAGGAGCAACGAGGGAAGGAGCGGAAUAUGGAGAGUAGCAAUGGGCCAGGCGAGGGCAAUCACCGUGGACACGCGUUGCUACAGAUGAUCGAGGAUAUGGAGCAGCAGCAACAGCAGCAGCAACAAGAGCAUGGGGCACAGUACGACCAAGAGCACGAAACGCAGCAGCAAGAGCAUCGGCAACAGCAGCAGGAGAAGGGGGGGGUCGCGGCGUCGCUGGGGGGGUUGACGAGUGUGACAGUAACGAGGGCUCUGAGCGCGCUGGGCGUGGAGGAGAGCAGCAGCGGAGUGGUGCAGCAGCAGCAGCAGCAGCAGCAGCACCUGGCAUCCAGCCAGGCAGUCACUCAGACAAGUGCCAAAGAGAGGCCAUACAACCCGCUUCCAACCCCGGUACCACUGCCCAUAGACCAGGUGGGCGGAGUGAGAGGAAGGGACUGGGACCACUCGGGUGCACCCUCUUCGCCCUUCAAGCAAGUGCGAGUGCACUCCCAGGUGCAUUCUCAGGUGAAUUCCCAGGUGCAGGCGUCCCUCCCUACGCAAGCUCGCCGCACCUCUGACCUGUCAGCACGACUGAAAGGGCUCCUUGGAGUGAUUACCACCUCCUCUUCUCCCAGCAGCCAAUACCGCGCUGCCACGUCAGCAGCACAUUCGGCGUCAGUGGCACCAGCAGCAGCAGGAGGAAUGGCAGAUGCUGUGAGGGAGCGUGUGCCAGGUUGUUUGGCAGUGGAUGCAGCAGCAGGUAAGCACGGUGCGGGUCAGGCAGCCGAAGCUGGGAGCACAGCAGAGGGAGGCGAAGAUGCUUCUAUGGAGGAGGGCGGGGUGGGAGGCGGAAAUGUGACUGUAGGAGGGGGCGCAAGCGUUGCUAGCAGCGUGGCUGCAGGAGGGAUGAUCGGAGGCGGGUUCUUUGGUGGUGCGAGUGCCAGCCUUGGCUUUCAGAGAGACUCUGGCCGGUCGCUGAAACCGGAUGUUUCUGGGCUGCUUCCCGGCAUGGUGGACGGUGGGAAGGAGAGGCACCUGUGGUCGCAGCUGUCAGCGCUGGCUGAAGCUCUCACCACCGACGAUUCGGUACGGAGGGAGGCGGCAGCGGGGGGGGACACGCUGCAGCGCAUCGCCUUCCACGCGCUCCAGGCUCUGCGGGCUCGCACCGACGGCACCGCCAUCCAGCAGUUCAGUUGCGCCCGCGCUUGCUCUGCCGAGAGUAUCAUGGAGCUGAUGGGCCACGACAGUGCUUAUAGCGUGCCAUCCUUUAUGGAGUACAACUAUGCGGCACAGUGGGUUAACAUCCUCAUGCGCCUCUCCGCCCACUUCUCCCAACUCACUGCCCUGCCCCCUGCCCAUGCUGCUGCUACUGUUGCUGGUGCUGCUGCUGGUGCUGAUCUGGCUGCUUCUGCUGCUGCUGCUGCUGCUGCUGCUGAUGCGGCUGAAGCUGGUGCAGCUGAGGCCAUGCCCAAUUCCAAAACUGACACGACAGCCGGCAGUGAAGCUGGCACUGCGUCGGGCCCAGCCAGCACCAGCAGUGGGAAGGCUGGGAGCAGCAGCCAAGGCAGGAGUGAGAAUGAGCAGAGAGCGGGUGCGAGCAUGUUCUGCAAGCAGGGGAUCAGUGCAGUGGGCUCUACGUUAGCUUCCCCUGCUGCUGCUGCUGCUGCUCCCUCCUCCUCUCCCUCCCCUGCCUCGACCGCCACUCCCUUGGGAUCCCCACCAACCUCCACCAGAAUAUCUACUCCUACCACUGCAUCUCCCACUCCUCUUGCAUCCCCUGCAGCACCGCCCUUCUCGCCUGCACCAAGAGGCACUGCAGCUAGCCCCCCUGCGGCUCCCUCCCCUCCAGGAGACGCCAACACAGGCACCAGCGCCCGGGGGUGGGAGAGACCAUACCCAUCGCCCCCCACCCCGCUGCUCAAGAUCAUAGCUGUCGAUUUCUCCACAGUGAAGCUCGCAUCUCAACGGUCAGGAAUGGUCCAUCUGGGCGGGCGGUACCUGGAGCAAGUGGCCAGGAUGUGA
Closterium sp. Naga37s-1 is the source of this 3903-nucleotide messenger RNA. NCBI's taxonomy places the organism in Eukaryota, Viridiplantae, Streptophyta, Zygnematophyceae, Desmidiales, Closteriaceae. The record is from the annotation of a GenBank genome assembly.